UCAUGAUGUCAAAUGAAUGUUUGGUCGGAGCAUCGUGUGUAUACAAUUAUAUCGUUUAUGAUUUAUAAAACUGUGAUUUUUUAUGAAGAAGACAUUAAUUUCAAAUCAAUACAAUCGAGAGUAACACAUAAACUUGUAUAUAAUAAAUGAAUCAUAUUUCUUUGUAUUAUUAUUGUGUAAAGGUUGUUCAAAGUAUGAUUAAAUUAUUCUCGUAAAUGCAACUUACAAUUUGCUGUAAUAAACUUUAAACGAACUAUGAAAAUACUGAGAAAUUAAUUAUUCGUAUUACGAAAGAUUAAUAACUUGAGAAAGAUAUGCAUAUAUGUUGAUGGAUAUAUUUGUUCUCUGAAGUAACGUGUAGGUUAGCUUUUGCAGUUUUUCAAGAAAUUUCUAAUUUCAACGAACAUUCCAAGAAUAUGGAUGUAGAAAAAGUUGCUGUAUUUGCCAGUGUAGGAUUCGCAAUAGCCAUUGCAGCAUUUGUUAUAUGGGGUCCAUCUCCUAAACCUCGAAAAAAAGGAACAGUUAUUGGAAUCAAUAAUUUAGGAUACACUUGCUUCUUGAAUUCUCUUUUGCAAGCUUUGGCGGCUUGUCCAAUUUUUAUUGGAUGGUUAAAGAAACAAUAUGAAACAAAUGGGAAAGUUAAUUUCAUUUCGACUUCAUUAUCUGUUUUUGAAAAAAUCAAUGGAUAUACGGAAGAUUUAUAUGGUGAUGUAACACCAAUUGAAAUAAUUUCUUCACUUGGUAGUCAAUGGAAAUUUGCACCUGGUCAUCAGGAUGUACAUGAGCUAUUUCAUGUAGUUCUCAGUGCGUUACAAGCAGAAAUUCAACAUGGAAAUAGGAAAGGUUGUUUGUCUGAUGCUUUACCACAAAGUACAAUAAUGAUAACAGAUACAAAGAAAUUGGGUGAUCCUUUAUCAUUUAGAAGUGUAUCUUGUAAUGAUAUUGUAUCAGCUAACAAAAGUCCUAACAUUCCAAAUGGUUUUGAUAGAAAUUGCAACAGUCAUGUAAUAUCUUCGACGACGUCCAUAUCAAGUAUUCCUAUGGCAUAUAAUAAGCCAGGCAUAAUCCUUGCUAGGUCUUCAGAACUACUUUCAAAGAAUGUUGGAGUUGAGGAAAAUAAAGAAUCUUUUAAACCGUGGAACUCCUUAUGUGCUAUGUCAUUUUCUAUUGCUCCACCAAUAUCGAUAGUAGUACAUCCAUUUUCUGGCUUAUUAACUAGUCAAUUACAAUGCAGUUGCUGUAAAUGGAAGUCUGCAGUACAUUAUGACAAACUUGAAACAGUUUCUUUACCUCUGCCUCCUUUGGGUCCACAUAUUAAAUCAUAUCACACAUUGGAAGAAUUAUUAACGCGUUUUGUAACCAGUGAAGUUGUCCAAGAUGUUUCAUGUGACGGAUGCGGAAUGCGUUGUUUAGCUACUAAAACCUUAACUCUAGGCAAACUCCCUAAAUGUUUAUGUUUACAUAUAUCAAGAACCACAUGGAGCUCUUCAGGAAUACCAAUUAAGAGAGAUGAUCCAGUCAAAUUUCCUGAAGUACUAACUUUAGAUCCUUAUACUUUUAUAGAAACAAAAAAGCGAAACGCACGGGGCGAUCCUGAAGCAACAAUGUUACUUACUAAUCGAACAACACUACAAGAUAAACAUAAGUAUCAAUUGCGUGCGAUUGUAGAACAUCGCGGACCUGUUGAUUCUGGGCAUUUUGUUUGUUAUAGACGAGGAAAUAAAACCAAUCAGUGGUUGUAUACUUCGGAUAAUGUAGUUGAGAGCAUAUCCUUGAUUGAAGUUUUAUGUGCCACACCAUAUCUUCUCUUUUACGAGCGUAUUAAUAGCAUAUAAGAAUAGUUAGUAAUCAAUUUUAGUAACCGCAGGAAGUUUAGGAAUGAUGACUCAAUAUAUUGAAAUGAUGUAAUGAUUAUAAUGGAAAUUAAGAGACUGAAUGUGUCUAAUAGUAGCUUUUAUGUUUCUAUUGCAAAACAGUUUAAAUUACUUCAAAUUAUUCGUUAAACAAAGAGAACAAAUAUUUAUAUUUAUGUGAAUUUUUUAUUUAAUAGAUUUCACAUUUUCUGUACCAGUUUAUUUUCAUACAAUGGUACAUAAAAAACAAAAAAAAAAUUUUUUGGCUUAUAAUUUUGACAUUAUGAUUUUCUAAUUGAAUGAAAUAGAGCAAAAUUUUAAACAAAUUUUUAAAAAUUAUACCUACUUAAUAAUUUAUGUACAACAAAACAAAAUAGUCGACAUUUAAGGAUAGCAACAUAGAAUAUUGUGUAUGUAGAAUACUAUAGUUACAGUUUAUAGAGGAUUGCAUUACUUGCUUGAUAAAUUGCAUUGUAAUAGUGAAACAAAAUCAAAUUGUGCCAAAUUAAUCAAUCGUUUUUAUAUAUGAACUUAAACUAUUAUUUUAUACAUCUGGAGUUUCAAAGUUUAAUUCUGGAUAUGUACUUUAAAUGAAAUACAUUUUCGUGCAAUGAAAAAGUAA
This is a messenger RNA of Bombus pyrosoma, 2475 nucleotides long. It is a transcript of the gene Usp30, whose product is annotated as ubiquitin carboxyl-terminal hydrolase 30 homolog. The transcript is spliced from 6 exons. Lineage: Eukaryota; Metazoa; Arthropoda; Insecta; Hymenoptera; Apidae. The record is from RefSeq and is a predicted model, not a curated record. Gene Ontology annotation, molecular function: cysteine-type deubiquitinase activity; cysteine-type endopeptidase activity. The coding region runs from base 417 to 1835 and encodes 472 amino acids. Gene Ontology annotation, biological process: protein deubiquitination. Gene Ontology annotation, cellular component: cytosol; nucleus.